Mesorhabditis spiculigera is the source of this 1326-nucleotide messenger RNA. The record is from the annotation of a GenBank genome assembly. NCBI's taxonomy places the organism in Eukaryota, Metazoa, Nematoda, Chromadorea, Rhabditida, Rhabditidae.
AUGGAGUUCCGCCCGGCGUUGAGGCGAAAAUUGUUGUUGGCCGUUGUUUAUAUCGGGCUAUUUUUGGACUAUGCAUUGUUGACGUCAGUUGAGCCGAUUUUACCCGCAUUCUUCUUGGAGCAAGAUUCAAAGUCUAGUGGGAUCCCGGUGGCAAACACCCCAAACCCAGCUCUCCUGGCCGACGAAAAUAGCCGUCUGGGUAUUUUGGUAGGCAUGAAAUGUCUGGUCCAGGUGUUUACCCAGCCUUUUAUUGGCCCGUUGACAACAAGAAUCGGGUUCUCGGUGCCGCUUUUUAUCGGAUUCAUCAUCAUGAUCGUUUCCACAAUCUUAUUUGCGUUCGGGCAAAGCUAUGGGGUGCUUUUUGCGGCCCGGGCAAUUCAAGGGAUCGGGUCUGCAAGUGUGGCAACGGCUGGAAUGGGAAUGCUGGCCCAACAAUAUUCCGACGAUAAGGAGAGAGCACAUUACAUGGGGAUAGCCAUGGGCGGGAUGGCGUUGGGCCUCCUCGUUGGCCCACCCUACGGAGGUGUAAUGUAUGAUCUUUUGGAGGCAAAGAAGUUUGUUUCUUGCUUUUGGCCGGCGUUGCAAUUCUUGGUGCCGAACGUCGGUGACAGUACGUCGAUGCGGCGGCUGCUGAUGGACCCGAGAGUUCUCAUUGCUGCCGGGUCAAUCGUCGUUGCAAACCUCGGCUUAGGCGUGCUGAUUCCGGGGUUAAUGCUAUGGAUGGUGGAGAAAUGGAAUACCUCUGCGACUGGAUUGGGCUUCAUCUUCGUGCCUGGUUGUAUCGCGUACUUGGCGGGGACCACAUUUUUGCCAACGUUGACUAUUAAAAUUGGAAGAUGGCUCUGCGUUCUCAUCGUCCUCCCGAUCAUUGCCGUUUGCCUAGCCUUGAUGUCAGUGGCGCCGUCGAUUUAUGUAGUCGUUAUCCCAAUCACAAUUAUUGGCAUCGGCAUCGGUUUUGUCGAUUCCGCAAUGAUCCCACUACUUGGACAGCUUGCCUAUCAAAAGCAUAAGGAGGAAGAAGAAACCCUCUGCGAGACCUCGCCGCUGAUCCCCGGAGAUUUAUUAGACCUGGAUAGCCCUAGUGAAACAUCGUUGGAGACUGGUAACUACGCCGCAAACGCCUAUGCGAUCAGUGACGCCGGGCUGAGCAUUGCCUAUUUUGUUGCUCCAAUAUCUUCCGGUCCUCUCGUCCACGCCAUCGGAUUUCCUUGGAUGACGUGGAGCUUCGCCAUCUUCAUCUGCCUCUUUGCCCCCCUUGCUCUCGUUCUCCGGAAGCCGAUCACCAGGGAGCGGACAAGACACGAUUCCGCAUUGCCGAAUCGACGA